Messenger RNA from Ictidomys tridecemlineatus (thirteen-lined ground squirrel), 2549 nucleotides. It is a transcript of the gene Sbspon, whose product is annotated as somatomedin B and thrombospondin type 1 domain containing. Lineage: Eukaryota; Metazoa; Chordata; Mammalia; Rodentia; Sciuridae. The record is from RefSeq and is a predicted model, not a curated record.
GGAGGCCGGGCGCGGGGCAGGGCCCGGCUGUGCCUCGCGGGCCGCUGGGGCAGCUCAGGGGCCGCAGCUCUCCCUGGAGCAGAGAGCAUUUGCCCUGAGGGUCCGACACAUCGCAGGCGCCACCGGAUCGCUGGCCAUGAGGACCCUGUGGAUGGCGCUGUGCGCGCUGGCGCAUCUGUGGCCCGGGGCCCUAGCUGGCUGCGCCGAGGCGGGGCGCUGUUGCCCUGGUCGGGACCCCGCCUGUUUCGCCCGCGGCUGGAGGCUGGACAGGGUCUAUGGGACCUGCUUCUGCGACCAAGCUUGCCGCCUCACGGGGGACUGCUGCUUCGACUACGCCAGGGCGUGCCCAGCUCGCCCGUGCUUCGUGGGGGAGUGGAGCCCCUGGAGUGGCUGCGCGGACCAGUGCAAGCCGACCAUCCGCGUGCGCAGGCGCUCGGUGCGCCAGGAGCCCCAGAACGGAGGGGCGCCCUGCCCGCCCCUGGAGGAGAGAGCCGGCUGCCUGGAGUACGCCACGCGGCAGGGGCAGGACUGCGCGCACGCCUUCGUCCCUGCCUUCAUAACUACCUCUGCCUUCAACAAGGAGAGAACAAGACAAGCUGCGUCUCCACAGUGGUCUACGCACACAGAGGAUGCCGGAUACUGUAUGGAGUUCAAGACAGAGUCCCUGACUCCUCACUGUGCUCUGGAGAACCGGCCCCUGACGCGGUGGAUGCAGUAUCUCCGAGAGGGAUACACCGUGUGUGUGGACUGUCAGCCCCCCGCCAUGAAUUCUGUGAGCCUUCGUUGUUCUGGAGAUGGCCUGGACUCUGACGGAAAUCAGACUCUUCACUGGCAAGCAAUCGGCAAUCCUCGAUGUCAAGGAACUUGGAAAAAAGUCCGGCGAGUAGACCACUGUUCUUGUCCAGCAGUUCACAGUUUCAUUUUUAUAUAGAUCAUCAUGUAACUGUUUCAAGAUGUGUUUGUAAGCAUGCUGAAUAUUGUUAGGUUGUGUGUAACACUUCAUAAACUCUAAAAACUGUUGGACCCAAGUUCCUGAACACAUCAUUGCCAUCCACUGAAAUAUAGAAAAAAAAAAUUAGAGGCUAAUUCUUAAGGAACAUUCUCAAGGAAUGUCUAUAUUUCUUACUUUUAUAAGUUGAGGACUUAGAAAAGCUCCUGAGUUUUAUGUCCUUGACCUUCCAUCCAGUCACAAAAUAUGUGUUGGUUUGCACUAGAAUUACUAUCCCAUGCUCCACUUUGGGGGAAGUUAUUAUUUAAGGGUAACUACACUUUGACUUGCAUCCUUUUCUCUCUAUUAUGUAUCUCUUGAAAGUUCCUCACUUUAAAAAAAUAAUGUUAUAGAGCUGGGCACUGUGACACAGGUCUGAAAUCUUAGCAAUUUAGGGAGCUAAGGCAGGAGGGCUGCAAGUUUGAAGCCAGCCUCAGAAAUUUGGCAAGACCCUGUCUCCAAAUAAAAAGGUCUAGGAAUGUAGCUCAGUGGUAGAACACCCCUGAGAUCAAUUUCCCAUAUCUAUCCCCCUCCAAAAAAAAAAAAAUCACACAUAUUUCCCAUACAAUAUUCCAUAAAUCCUGAAUCAAUAAUUUCAAGCAAAUUAUCCCCAAUAUUUUCCACAGGGCAAGUUGUUUAAAAUUUCAGUGAGCAUUUUGCAAUGAAAAGCCAACCAGCUAUGCUAAAAAUAUUGGGGGCGGGGGUACUGGGGAUUAAAUUCAGGGGCACUUGACCACUGAGCCACAUCUCCAGCCCUAUUUUGUAUUUUAUUUAGAGACAGGGAGGGUCUCACUGAGUUGCUUGGCAACUCGCUUUUGCUGAGGCUGGCUUUGGACUUGGAAUCUUCCUGCCUCAGCCUCCUGAGCCACCAGGAUUACAGACGUAUACCACCUCACCUGGCUGUAAAAAUAUUUUGAAGAAGACAUUUUCUUCAGUUAAUUGGAAAGAUUAGUGAAAUGCCCAUUCUAGGCCAAUAGGAAUUCUUUUAAAUGUUAUAAUUUUCAUGAAGAGAAAUUUUGGUGCCAACGAACGAAACAAUUUCUUUCAUUAUGAAAAAUUCUACCACUAUUUGCAUCUAACAUUAUUUCCAAAGCUUAAAGCCUGAAGUUGAAUGGAAUACUCUUUCAGAGUCCAACAAGUUUAGUUGAAGUGUGUGUACUACUCUUUUUCUGCAGCAUGCAUUUUCUUAUGUCUGGGGUAGAAGGCAGAGGAAGAGGCAUGGAUUUCACUGCGAAUGCUGUGAUCUCUCCUACUGACAUCUCCUGAUGUCAGUCUCCUUACUCUAGCAGGAGAUCAUUGAACUCAAGGCAACUUGGUGAGCUAAAGGGUCUGGGACGACAAGUCAUUCUGCAGACAGCCAUGGAGCCUAGACCCGGCUCCUCACUGGUGCUCAGCUUCAGUAAUAAGCUGACUAUGCCAAAUAUUUCAGUUUUAUAUUUAGGCUUUAUAUUCAGAAUAUUUCCUUUGAAGGCUUGACUCUUGAGAUUUAAAUCAUAUAAAAUUCCUCUGAUUUCAAUGUUAUUAUAUAGUUAUUUACUAAUAAACAGUUUGCUAAAAUAAA